Melampsora larici-populina 98AG31 is the source of this 552-nucleotide messenger RNA. RefSeq lists its product as uncharacterized. Bases 1 to 552 code for a protein of 183 amino acids. Lineage: Eukaryota; Fungi; Basidiomycota; Pucciniomycetes; Pucciniales; Melampsoraceae. The transcript has a single exon. The record is from RefSeq and is a predicted model, not a curated record.
AUGAUCUCAACGGUACCUUCUGAUCCACAAUGGAAAUGUCUGGUAUGCCAACGCCAGAUGCGCUCGUAUGGACCACACUCUCAAACCGAAACUCACCUCGCAGCAGUUGCACGAUACGAGGCUCGUAUCACAGCAGAAAAUGUGAUGCUCCCCGGUCUCAACGACCCACAAAAUGGCAAUCCUGCCGCCCCACUACCACAGGACGACAUAUUCAACGACAAUGACGAGCUUGCCCCCCCAGACGACCUUCCCUUUGCCCGGCCCCCCUCGCCUUUUUCGUACCUCCAGGCUCUUCAGAUGGCAGAGGAAAACAAAACCAGCGAAACAGAUGACUCCGAUCUUGAAAUCAACAUUCACAAGCUUGCUGAAGCUAUGGCUGCUAUGAAUGAAGGGUUUGAUUCCGACGACGAUGAGGCAGACGAAGUCGCUCUUGAGCAUGAGAUGCAUACACCUCAGGUUCAGGAUGCCCAUGAAUGGUACCCAUUUAAGAAGAAAGAGGUCAGAUCUAUCUCCAAUGUUAUCCAACUACUUUUAUUCUCGAAUCAUUACUGA